ACAGGCACCCUGCCCUGGCACCACAGAGUCACUCACAGCAGGGCUGGCUCACAACUCCCUCAGGACAGGAGCAGGUCCUGGUUUCUCAGAGCACAGUGAUUCUGUCCCUGCCCUCUUUUGCUGCCUGGCUGAAAGCAGACCAUCAUACCUGGAUUUCUCUCUGUUUUUCCAGCAUCUGCUCGUCUUUUAUAGUUGUUUAAGAUCAGAGAAAACACCUGCCAGUUGCUUUUUCUUCAGUUUCAGUCCCUUCUGCUGCUUCGUGCAAGAUGGAGCUAGAAAAUGCAAUGAUCAGCUCCUCGAGCAGCUCUUCAGCAGGCUCCAGAGAGUACAAGGUGGUGAUGCUGGGAGCAGGGGGAGUUGGCAAAAGCGCAAUGACAAUGCAGUUCAUUAGCCAUCGAUUCCCUGACUACCAUGACCCAACUAUAGAGGAUGCCUAUAAAACUCAAGUCCGAAUUGAUGAUGAACCAGCCUAUCUGGACAUUCUAGACACUGCUGGACAGGCAGAAUUCACAGCCAUGAGGGACCAGUACAUGCGAGGUGGAGAAGGCUUCAUUAUCUGCUAUUCCAUCACGGACCGCCAAUCCUUUCAGGAGGCAGCUGAGUUUAAGGAGCUCAUUUAUCGUGUCCGGCACACCUACGACAUCCCCGUGGUGCUGGUGGGAAACAAAAUAGACCUCGAGGAGUUCAGACAGGUCUCAACUGAAGAAGGAAUGAGCUUAGCCAGAGAAUAUUCCUGCUCCUUUUUUGAGACUUCAGCUGCGCUCCGCUUCUACAUUGAUGAUGUCUUUCAUGGACUAGUGAGGGAGAUUCGAAGGAAAGAAUCCUCACUGUCCAUGAUAGAGAAGAAGAUGAAGAGGAAGGACAGUCUGUGGCGGAAACUGAAGGGAUCCCUGAAGAAAAAAAAGGAAAGUACAACCUGAUGGCAAUUCUCUCUGAACCGCUCAUCAGGAGCUGACCACAGUAACCUGUAAUAAUUCAAAAAGGCAGCAUUGACACAGCAUCUUCCAGGCCAGGGCCUGGAGCUCCUCCCCUUCAGCUCUCAUGCAGAAGUUGUUCCUUGAAGGCCUAAUUAAUGGUUUCCCUGUGACUCUUCUGUUCUGUAGUGUCAUUUAGCAUACCCUCUCAUACCUUUUCUGCAACUCUGAGUGGAGAAAAUACUGUGUUUUUUAACGUGUGCUCCAUGGCUGGUCUUCAAAUGCUAUGAGUUACGCCAGCAUCCAAGGCUGAACCAGCUUCCACCAGCUCUAGGACUAUGGAUACACUUAUUGCCUCCUCCUCUGCAUGCACAGGUCAUUUCACCAUCCCAGGAAUGAAUGACAUUGAUUUCAAUGGACAUUUUGACUGUUUAAGGACUCUUGGGGUGGGACCUUCAGCUUUGCGUUCAUAGGUUUAGGGUUAGCGUGUCUCGGCCUGCACGCCCGUGUCUGUGUGUGACCGUGUCUGUGAGCCAGGCCCAAAAGGACCCUGGGCACUCCAAUCUUGAUCCCGUGGUGCCCCAUCCCCACUGUGCCCUGCCCAGACAGCAGGCAGCUUUACAAGCAGGGUACAAGUCAUGCACCAGCUCUGCAGAGGCUGCAGGGGCUCUUCUCUGUCUCCUCUUGCCAGGGCUGGCUGGCAGAGGUGCCAUGUUCCGCAGACAUGCUGUGCAUUAAAGUCAUACAAGAGUUUGUGUUGGAAAGGAACUUUUAAAGGUGAUUUGGUCCAAACUUCUGCAAUGGAUGUGGAGACCUUCAACUUGAUCAGGUUUCUCAGAGUCCUGCUCAGCCUGACCUUGGAUGUUUCCAAGGAUGGGGCAUCCACCACCAAUCUGGGCAUCCUGUGCCAGUGUUUCACCACCAGCCACACUCCCCUGUCCCAUCAAGGAGCUCACAAGUGCUCUGUCUGUCCAACGAGUCCCAGAGCCCUCCCUGGAGCAGUGCAGCUCUGUCCCAGCAUGUAAUAGCAUCUGUGAUGUAGCAUCCAGCCCUUGACUUACUAGAGAAUUGCAUCAGCACAAAUCACCAUUGCUCACAGUCCUUGACCAUCCAACUGAACCACUUGAUUAAGCAGUUGGAUAAGUCUUUUUAAAUAUUCCUUUUAAAACCCAGCAUGAAGUAGAGUAUAUGCUCUUAAACAUUUUUUCCCCCUGGAGUUCCUUUAAUGUUGUUGCUAUUUAUAAAUUUUAUAGAUAGAAUAUGCAUAAGUUUUGUCAAAAAUAAAGAUUGUGAUUUCCAUGGA
Messenger RNA from Zonotrichia leucophrys gambelii, 2217 nucleotides. RefSeq names its product Ras like without CAAX 2 (gene RIT2). Gene Ontology annotation, cellular component: plasma membrane. NCBI's taxonomy places the organism in Eukaryota, Metazoa, Chordata, Aves, Passeriformes, Passerellidae. Gene Ontology annotation, biological process: positive regulation of neuron projection development; Ras protein signal transduction. Gene Ontology annotation, molecular function: GTPase activity; GDP binding; calmodulin binding. The coding region runs from base 267 to 920 and encodes 217 amino acids. The transcript is spliced from 6 exons. The record is from RefSeq and is a predicted model, not a curated record.